This is a messenger RNA of Poecilia reticulata (guppy), 3411 nucleotides long. The record is from RefSeq and is a predicted model, not a curated record. Lineage: Eukaryota; Metazoa; Chordata; Actinopteri; Cyprinodontiformes; Poeciliidae.
CCUUUGUUUUCCAGGGAUUUUGAGUAUGAUCAUCAUUAGAACCUUGCGGAAGGACAUUGCCAACUACAACAGAGAGGACGACAUUGAAGACACGAUGGAGGAGUCGGGGUGGAAGAACGUCCAUGGCGAUGUCUUCAGACCGCCGCAGUAUCCCAUGAUCCUCAGCUCCCUGCUGGGCUCAGGGAUCCAGCUUUUCUGCAUGAUCCUCAUUGUCAUCUUUGUUGCCAUGUUGGGCAUGUUGUCUCCAUCGAGCAGAGGAGCCUUGAUGACUACUUCAUGUUUCCUCUUCAUGUUUAUGGGUGUGUUUGGGGGUUAUUUUGCUGGCAGACUGUACCGCACACUAAAGGGCCAUCGGUGGAGGAAAGGAGCAUUUUGUACGGCCACUUUGUAUCCCGGAGCGGUGUUUGGAAUCUGCUUCGUUCUGAACUGUUUCAUUUGGGGGGAACACUCCUCGGGAGCAGUUCCCUUCACCACCAUGCUGGCCCUGCUGUGCAUGUGGUUCGGCAUCUCCAUGCCUCUGGUCUACCUGGGUUACUACUUUGGUUUCCGUAAGCAGCCUUAUGACAACCCGGUGCGCACCAACCAGAUUCCCCGCCAGGUCCCGGAGCAGCGCUGGUACAUGAACAAGUUUGUGGGAAUCCUCAUGGCUGGGAUCUUACCGUUUGGCGCCAUGUUCAUAGAACUCUUCUUCAUCUUCAGUGCCAUCUGGGAAAAUCAGUUUUACUACCUCUUUGGCUUUCUGUUCCUGGUUUUCAUCAUCCUGGUGGUGUCCUGCUCUCAGAUCAGCAUUGUGAUGGUCUAUUUCCAGCUGUGUGCAGAGGACUACCGGUGGUGGUGGAGAACGUUCCUGGUGUCAGGAGGCUCUGCUUUCUACGUGCUGAUUUACGCCGUCUUCUACUUUGUCAAUAAGCUGGACAUUGUGGAGUUCAUCCCCUCCCUGUUGUACUUUGGUUACACCACCCUCAUGGUGUUGUCCUUCUGGCUGCUAACGGGCACAAUCGGUUUCUAUGCAGCCUACAUGUUCAUCAGAAAAAUCUACGCCGCGGUCAAGAUCGACUGAUUCCUCGGAGCCACUGCUGUUCUCCUAGUUCUUAGUUUAUUUUUCUGAAUUUUUUUUUUUAUAUGUUUGUUUUUUUAUUAUUGUUAUUAUUAUUCUUUUUGUCCAACAAGCACUGACUUGUGUGCAGAAGGAACAGGGGUUUAUUGAUAUGAUGCAACAACCCCAUCUGCUGGCCACAUGGUGGAAUAACAGCCAACAGCAGAGCAUAGCUUGCUGUUUUCCCCCGACCCGCCCUCCUCUCCUCCGUGUUGGGACGGAGACCUGGACGGUGUCUUCCUCUACUGGGAAUGUUGGUGUCUCCUGUCGCCUCACCCAGCACACACACACACACACACACACAGCGGGCCAAAGCUUGUCAGAUAAAUUUCUGCACUUUUUUUUUUUUUUCUCCAAUGUUUCCAACUUAAAGUUUUCUCUUUUUUUGUUGUUGUUGUUUUUUUUUUUUUUCUUUUAAUUGUCUCCUUGGACACCAUUUUCUUGUGUUUUCUUCACACUAAUCGCGUCUGACUCUUCACUGAUUCUGCUGUCAGAGGGAGACUUUAGGUUUCGGUUCAGAGACUUUCUGAAUCAGGGUUUUGGUGUUUGACUUGAUGGGGAAUUAUGCUGGGCUCUUUUAUAUUGUAAUACAAGAGAAGGAUCAAUUAAAUGUUCCAUGACUUUUUUUUUUAUGGGUUUGCCGUGUCCCCAUUGGAACCACGUUACCCACGAUCCAUCUCGGCGUACCGGUUCGUUUAUUCUAAACGUUUCAGAACCGCUUCUGAUUGGACGUAAAUAUUUGGAGCGAGCGGCGGUGGCUACGGCGACACAGGUGGAGCGGCCACGGGACGAACGGCACGAAGGAGGAGACCGUUUGUGUCCGAAAGCAGAACGUACUGAAGUAUCUUCAACAGUGUAGCCUUAGCAGUCCCAGAGCCUGCAUAACUAUGCAGUAAUGGAAAGAGUGUUCAAAGCUAAUGUCAAAGGACCGUAUUUGUUUAAAAGGAGAAAAAAACAAUCAGUAACCCGUAAAAGUUUACAUCUAAAGUUUGACUUUUGCUCAAAGACCAGAUCUGCAUCAUUAGCUGUAGCUGUAAAUGUUAUUGGUCAUUUUCACACAUCAGUGCUGAACGUUUUCAGGAGAUCUUUGGUUCUGGAAUCUUGUCUGAUAAAGUAGUUAUAAACCCAACUCCCUCCACAAUCCUUCCUGAUGGAACAUUUCAGCUGUCCAAUGUUCUUAAAACACGCAGUCAGCUGGUGUUACAGGUUUGCACAUCUUACACAUCAACUUACUUUCUUCCCUGAUACUUUUAACUUAAAAACUAACUUUAGGAUACAUUUCAGAAAAUGGUGUCAUUAAGGGCUCCCCAAUCCAUCGUAGCAAAAACAUUGAGAUGUGUACAUUUUUCCUCUGUGGCUACAGGAGAAGGUUGAGUGAUUCAUUUAGAGUUUAAAAUCUCUUCCUUCACAUCUGACAUGUUAUUGGUGUGAAUAAUACAGAUUAAUCUAUAAUUAGCACUAAAGCUAUGAAUUUCUUUGCACCUGUGGUGAAUCCCUGCUCAUAUAACUGCUGCAGCAGCUUCUUUGAAUAACUGGAUAUGUUUUCAGAUUUCCUGAAAUCCCACAAAAUCUUUUUUUUUCUGGGCUUAUCGGCACUGAAUCCAGCUAACGGACUGAAUGUUGCAUAAGAGGAAAACUUUUCCAAGAACCUAAACAAAUGAAAUAAAAGUAAUUUUUAUUUUUUUAUUUUGUGAUUUGAAUUAAAUGACAUAUUUCUGGGGGACUUUUUUUUUUUUUUUUUUCUUCCACUCCCUUUAAGGUGUACUGGCACUUAAAUCUUCACUCAUUUAAACCAAGAAAGUGGAAAUAAAUAAUUUCUUGGUCCUCAUUAUAAUCCCAAACUGCUCCUAGGGGAGAGGCGAGAUGAGCUGAGAUCAGUCGAAGUCUGGCUUGGUGAAUUCUUGCACGUUUAUUUCCAUUUGCUUAUGGGAACCUGAUUAAACUUUCCGAAUCCUCUUUACGUCUGCCUGAUUUUAAGGUGGAGCCGCUCCUCUCCUGCUGCUGAGGCGCACACGCCAGGAGAGAUUUUAGUUUUUUUGAAAACAGACUCAAGAGGCCUGGGUUCUGUGUGAACAUAUGCACGGAUCAGGGUUUCCAGUGUAAAUAAGAGCUUUGUAUUUGUUACGUUUGGCUGUUUGUGGCACUCUGUAAUGAUUCCUGUCAUUGUUUUAGCCGAAAGCAUGAUGCUCUUGAUGGCUUUUAGAGCAAUGUUUUUUUUUGUUGUUUUUUUUUUACUUUCUGUUUGUUUCUUUUACAGAUUGUCUAUAUACAAAAUGUACAAUGAUAAUAAAGUGAUGACAAGUUGAAUAUGAAAA